CACAGAUUCAUUGAAGUAUCUUAUUUUAAACAAACAAACUCCGCCUCAAACAGACUUCAAGGCCCCAGCAGCUGUCCGCACUGGGGCUGUGCUCCCUUUCUCGUGAAUAUUCACAAGGCAGGCUCGUUUCCAAUGGAGACAGUAAACACACCAGGGAAACCAGCAGCUUUCGGGAGAUUUUGCUUCUGCUACAGAAAUACAACAAAAGUGCUCCUGACAAACUCGGCUCCACAGCAUGCUUUGCACUAAACCAGGCUUUAUCGCUCUGCAGAGUUUGGUGGUCUCAGCUGCAAGCAGCAUUAAUUGCCUCCUAGGCUGAGAGUUUGCUGCUUACUGAUGGCUUUCAGGAACAAUUAUUUCUGAUGAAAUUGUUGUUACCAUGAAAACUUCUCCAGCCUUCAGGCAAUGAAGCAAUGUAAAGCAGUAGGAAAUGAUCAUUAAGUAACAGGGAAGCGAAACAAUGCCAAGCUCUGCCUGUCAGUGCUGGCAUCUACAUUCAUUUUCUUAAAGCACUCCAAAUCAGCAGCUAAAAGAAAAUGCUGGGAGAGGAGGAGCUCUGAAAGCACAAAUAAUACCAGGUUUAACUUCUGUGACAGUCCCAAUAUACCUAAUAAUACUGGGGAUAGAGUGAGUCUCAAAAUGGACGUGUUGGGAAAGGGUUCUGGAUUCAGGGGGAACACCCUGAUUAGGUCUUGGCAAGCAGCAACAACACCUCUGGGGCAAGCAGCCUCAGCUCCAUCCCUGUCUCGUGGCAGCACCCAGCCUGGAAGACCUGUUGUGGCACAGCCGGCUGCUCGGAGCAGGGCAGAGGAGCAGGCAGCACUGCAGCAGGACCAGGUCCAACAGGAUAAGAUCUGGAGGGAGUCUGUGGAGGCUGAACAGAGAGGAAGAAAAAUCUGGUACCAGAACUGGAAUUUCCUAAAGGACUACGACCAAAUGGGUAAGAAAAAGGAACAGAAGCCACUGCCAGAUUAUAUAUCUGUGUUUUCAAACAAAGUUCCCAACUCCACCAACCAGAACAUUGGCAGUAGAAUGAAUACUGAACUUGGCAAGAUGCUGGUAAACAUGGAUUACUUCUUCAGCAGCGGAGCACGAAAGAGGAAACUUGAGGAUGACCUCCAGCCUUCCUAAUGCUUCAAGUAAAAAUACUAGUAACAAAGCAAGUCAAAGAGAUCUACCUAGCAGACCUCUUUCAGACUCCACGACACUGAAAUUAGCAGGUAACAAAAUCCUUUCUUUUUUUUUUCUUUUUUUUUCUUUCUCAGAGAGACCAAAAGUACUGUCUAGCAUGGAAAUUUUUCAAGAAGUAAGAUGGAUGUCAUUCAACAAUGCCUAAGGAGACUAUUCUCUUCAGAUUUGGGGUAACUCGGCCAUAUACAGUGAGUCAGGACCACAGAUCUCAUCCUUCUUCCCAUGCAAGCCCACAAUAACGUUGCUACUAACAUCAGAAAGAUUAGAGCCAAAGGGCUCUUCUGAAACUCUUCCUGAAUUUUUACCUCCUGAAAAGAAACAAUCAACAGAGACCAGCUCAGAUGAGUCACAGCAUAAACAACAUACUUCAAAUUCUGAAAGCCUGGGCAAUAAAACACAGCAGGUUGUUACAUUUCAUGUAUUUACCCAAGGAUUCGUCAGCCUGCCACUAGCAUGUUUAAGCUUGCUCUAAAGAGUAAAAUUUAAGGCAUGUAAGAUGUGUUCUGUGCUUUUUCAACUCUCCCUGCUGAGGGAGGGAGAUCAAUUUUUUUUUUAGACUUGUUUUCUUUUUUUUUUUUUUCCUUUAGAUUUUCUGUUUCUCCCCUGUGCUCUCAAAUUCCCUUCUGCUACUUUUUUGUUGUUGUUGUUUUUCCUUGUUUAGCUGAUGGAAACUCAGUGACCAGGAAGCAGACUUUUACAUUUUGCUCUGAAGGCAUGCUGCUCAGCAACCUGCCUUACGCUCCUUUGAUCAUCACCCUUGAAUUUAGCAGGUUUGUAGUUCCUAAAAUCUGUGGUUGCCCAGGGAAACGACCAUCUAAAUCGACAAAAUACCUAAAGCCUGCUCACUAGUGCAUCUUCAUGACAUAGACGCAAUGUUUUUUCAAGGAAAAAACAGCAAUCAGUAGAGCAUGAGGAACAUACAUACAGUGCCUGCCUUCACAGGGUGCACGUAGCUUCUGUAGGACCAUGCUCAGCCCUGCCUAGGUGGAGACCAACACAGAAGCCACUAGCAUUGCCCUGAUACAGCAGACUGCAAUCUCACACUUGGCUGAGGUGGAGCUGUGUUUACUUAACGCCUUGCAGCUGAGACUGUUUAUUUUUGAGGUUAGACUUUAGCAGAAGAAGGCAGUUGACAGGCACAAUAGGUGGUAGGGAAUGGUGUUAGCUGAUAGUUAGUCCUAGUUGAUGGUUAGUCCUAACACUAACAACACGGUUGUUAGUGUUAGGACAGAGGUUGGACUAGAUGAUCUUGGAGGUCUCUUCCAACCUAGACGAUUCUGUGAUUCUGUGGUGUGAUCACUGCCAACAUGCAGGUGGUCUCUGGAAAAAAAAAAAAAAGAAAAAAAAGCCACUGUAGAAAGAAGAGUUGGGCCAUGGCCCACAGCCACAUCCUGGCUUCCUCAGCAUCUGAGAACUGGAGGAUGAAGGCUUUCAGGAUGACAGCUAAGCUACUUGGAGAAGAAGGAAGAUGAUGGCAUGAAAGUAGCCCGUGCAAGGGCUGAUUCCAUUCUGCAGACAUGAAUAUCCAACUGUAGUAGACAACUGUGUUCACACACAGAAAAUGGAAACGUACACUUUCAAAAAAAACCCCACCUUGUUCAGCUAAAAUGCUUUCUUCAGUCUUGAGAGCAGAUGGCUGCAGCAGGAACCAUAUUGCUUUCAAAAACGUCUGAAAGUGGGAGAGGGAAGAGCAAAGCAAGCCUCUCCUUGUCCUUGUGUUGUCCAGAGCUUCUUCCAAAAAUGGCACAGGCAUUUUUUAUAUUUAUUCCUGGUUGCAUAAUACUGAAAAUUACUACACUUGCUUGCCUUACUCCGAGAUACACUGAGCAGCUCCAACUCUUGCUGUGAGUCACCAAGUCCACACAGGGUGGCAGAUGCCCAGUCUGUCAGGCUCAAGCUCCUGUUCGUGUAAGAACAUUUCAUUUAAAAAGCACGGGGAUUUUGGUUUUCGUCGUGAAGGCACACAGAGCUCCGUGCUCCCUGACCUCCAGAUGGCACUCGCUCCCCAGGUAAGCCACUGAUGAGGACAUUGAGUUACAGCUGCAGCGUUGCACAAUCCCUGUCUAAUUUCAAAGGACAUUAAAUAGCCCCAGGUUCCCAACCCUGCUCUCUGUGAAUCCAGAGCAUCCCUCUCCCAGGGAGGCCCCGCAGGACUAAGCACUGCACAUCUUAAUCCUUCAGCUCAGCACCGGCGUUGUUUCAGCUGACAUUUCUCCCAGUUUUGGGCACGACACGGAAGGUCUUAUCCUUAAGACAUGGGCCACCAACUGGAGUCUUGGGAAGCAAAGAUGGUAACUGGAGUACUGGAAAAUGUGGCUUAGGAGGAAAGAUCAAACAGUCUAUCAUAGUUUAACCUGAAGAAAAAGGUGACUGGGAAAAGGACAGCAGUCUUUAGAUACAUACACAGCUUGGGAGCAAGAAAAAGUAGUAGUUUAUUUCAUGUGCAUGGCAGACAAUAUUAAAAAUAAUAGUCUUAAAUUAUAGCAAGGAAAAUCAUGUUACUAGUACGGAAGCUAGCAGUAAGGUUAAUACAGUACUUGGUAGGGUUAAUACAGCACUGGAGUAGAUUCCCUGAGGAAUCUCCACCUUUGAAGGUUAAACACACCCACCAAGAAGGAUGUGUUUGACAGGGUUUGCCUGUUAGUGUAUAAACUGUGACUGUCUGAGGUAUUUUUCACCAAUUGUCUGAUCUGUAACAACAGUUGUUGGGAUCAAAACAUGCUUUGAAAACAUGUUUUUUUUUUUUCCAAAACACAUUGAAAAAGAAUUAAAAAUAUACAUAUAUUUCAAUUGGUCCAGGUUGGAAUAGAUUCCAUCUCUAAAAUACAGAUUAACCACCUGAGUUUUUGAUGAACGCACAUUUCUAUUUUUCUGAGAGAGAAUGUUUUUCACAGUCUAGAUGUGCCUCUUUUAAUCACACAGUCCCACCAAAAUCCAUCCUUUACCCAAAAAGCUUCACUAGUGCUCCCCUGACUGCCACAUAAGAACGCCUCUGAGAGAGCACGUUCAUGCCUUUACGGCACAUGCAGGAACAGCAACAACUAAUUUCCUUUCAACAAUUUCAGGAUGCCUUUACCAAUGGUGUGUAGCCCUGAUUGUGCUGUCCUUACUCAAGUAGAGUGCCCGCAGUGGGUACUUGGGGUGAUUACAGGUGCACAGCACAGGAAGACCCCAACCCACCACCCACUCCUGCACUCCUACCACAUGUGCUCCUUUGCAGUCUUUUUCUCCAGUCUGAUAGAGAUGACAACAGGAAGGUCUGUAGGUAUACCUGAAGUGGAGCCAAAAUAGGCAAGGAUUUCCGGAUUAAUCAUCAACAGAAUAAGUUUCCCAUAUGGACAGACAUGAUAAUCCAUGUGGUAUAACAACAUUUUGUAGAGUGGACACCUUAUUUUGUUCAACUACUACAUUUUCCUUUGAAAUUUAGAUUAUUUUGUACUGCUGCAGUGAGCCCUCCUGUGGUACCCAGCUACAUGUUUUGAAGUUAGUUUGCAUCUCUCUGUCAUGUACAGAACCUUGAGAAACACAGAUUGGGAAUAUCCAAGGUCCUAAUCAAAAUCACCAUAGAACUGUGAGCAGAAGGCAGUGAACAGGCAUUCUCUAGAUGUCAUUUUCUUCCCAAGUUCAACAGCAAUUUUUCUCUUACUAUAAUUAACUUUGCCAACUAAUCCUUACUUACAUAAGCAGAGUCUCUUAGAAAGAAUGGAUGAGGUGACAGCAGCACUGAAACCUGUAAACAACCAGUGGAAAUUCAAUUUAUUAUAGAGAUUGUAUAGAUAUUAAACCGUGUUGUAAGCUUCUUGUAAAGAGUUCUUAUGAUGUAUCACUUGUGCUUCACAGCUUUGUAAGCUUUCUUUCCUUUUGCUGCCAGAUCUCAAACAAGAGAUUACACGUGUUUAGGCAAUUCAUUUUCUCUAUUUCUUACAGCUAAAGAGCACAAGUGGGUAGGAAUAUGAAUUUAAUUCUUGGGUUAGACACACUGCUUUCUCUUUUAAGGACUGUUAAUAUUAAUUCUAAGUGGGUGUAGAGAUGUUUCCAGUGCCUCCAACUUUUGCAUGUUCUCAUUUCAAGCUCUGCUCAUAAUAAAAAUGUGUGAAAUAUAUCACACUUUAUAACAAAACAUAUGUAAGUUCAUAUAAAUCUGUAUUUCUUAUACUUUUAGAAUAGUCUUCCUAUAUAGCUGCCAGGUGGCAUCUUAACUAUAAGGUUUUGUUUUAUAAGAUUGGACUGAUGAUUCUGAUCAUGUUCCUUAGAAACUGAAUUUAAAACUGUUUCUUGACCUUUAAAUUAUUCUAAAGUAGUAGCUAAAAGGGUUUUCCUACAAAGGACAUCUCAUCGUGCUGUGAAAAUUACUGCAUGAACAGUAAGCUUCCUACAACAGAGAAGGGAGAGAACAGAUAGGUACGAACAGUUCCAUGGACAACAGAGGCCAGGUCCAGACAUUGCAUCUUGGUAUGUAUUGUGCACAACAUUGUUUGCCUUUUAUAAAGAACACUCUGUAAAAGAAUAUUUCUGAAUUAAAGUCCAACUUAAAGCAGAUAAUUUUCUUGUUCACAAGAAGUGGGAUGGUUCUCCUUUUCUUUUUUCUUUUUUCUUUUCUUUCCUCCUUUUUUUUUUUUUUUUGGUCUUCUGGUUUUAGAAAUGAACAAUAAUUUGUUAGUGCCUCAAGCUGCUUUUCUUAAGCCCUGCUCAGACCAAAACCAGUAAAACUUCCUAAAGUAGGAUGUCUAUCUUAAAAACUACUUACUACUCUGAAUCCAUGUGAGCUACGCUCCUCAGAAACCUUCACCUUUGGUUGGAUGAAUUCUUUGAAAUUCAGAUGCUUCUCCAUGAAACUCAGAAAUCCUGCCAAACACUGAAGGGGCACUUGCACGAUUCUGCAAAUCACAGCCCUAACCACAGCCCUCUCCUGUCCCAGCAGGGACGGAUGCCACAGGCUGACGUCUGCUUGUAACCUCCUCAAAGCCUCUCUCAAAAGUUGUAUGUACCCACAAAACCACCAUUACUUAGAAAUGGGCUUUCCAAGUGUCUCGGGUUAAAGCCUCACCUCAGCACUCUACCUCUAUGCCAGGUUGGUGGAGCAAAACUGCUCUAAAUGGCUUUUAAAUGGCUUCCCAGGCAAUGCCAACAGGAAACUCUCGUUUGGCAUACACUGAUCGACAAAUUGCAUUAAAAAUGAUCUGCAAAUAUAUAAGCAUAAUAGCUGUAAAAUGCUGAGAUCUGGUUUCAUUCUAUGACUUUGACCAGAUCACUUCAAACUCCAUGUCAGGUUUCCCCAUUUACUAAUGGCCAGCUAUCAUCGCUGGAUAUACUAUAUAUAAUCUGUGAUUUAACAAGGUCUGCUGAAAUAUGCUCACUUUCUCAGCUCUCACUGGGGCCUCUGCUGUUUGAGUGGCUCAGAUGUAAAUGUGGAUCUAGAACAAGGCCAGCUCCAGAUCCGAAUGCUGCAGAUCAACCUGCUCGCUCAGGUACAAGCUUGAAGUAGGUUUUCUGUGCAGAAGGGACAACUCCAAAUUUAACAUGGAAAUCAAUUUCGUGAGUCUCAGUAUAAACCAGUUAAUGUAUUUUCUUUUCUUUCUCCCAGUUCUUUGGCUUUGCUAGGUUUUGGGUUAGGUUUCUAAGUGUGUGUGGUGAGGGGCAGUUUUGGUAUUCUAGGCUCUUUCAGUACUCCUUUUUGGCCAACCAUAUUAUUUAAGAUAACAUGCCAUUACCCAGAACGGCCUUCAGUUAACUGAAUAAGGCAUUUCACAGAGCACAGACUGAGUCAACAGGGUGGUGUUUUCUGUUUUUUUUGCUUAUGGUAUUUUCAUUCAAUUUGUGAUGUGUCUGUCCAGUCUAACCUCAAGUAAACCUUACAUAAACAUAGCCACGUUUUCAGUUUGCCACAUAUAUAUAACAUACUGUGUUUUAAACCUAUGAUCUACGUGCAACCUCCAAUGUUUCUUUUCUACUCCUGCCCUGCACACUUGUACACCGCCACCUAAACAUGAAGUACAGAGGAAUCCAUUGAACUUCUUUAGUAAGAGCAGAUUCUCCAAAUGACUGUUCAGUCAACUCUGCCACUGAGGAGCCUCUGCCACAGUUUGACCACCCAGUGUGUUGAAGGUUGCCUGCGGUGUGCAAUUGUCCACACGGCUGCUGAGAACGGGCUCAACCCUUUGUCAGGUUGUUCAUAAAAUAAGACAAGACAGUAUUGACCCCAGUGUCAGCCCCUGAGAAAUAACACCCACAGUUUGGCUACACACAGGACGUCAAACCACUAUUUUCUGAGCCUUGUUGCUUAGUUUUCCACCAGCCUUGUGGUCUUCCCAUCCAGCCUCUAUCUCCCCAGAUUCACUACGGGGACAUUAAAUGAGAUCAGGCCAAAGGCCUGGUUAAAGUGAAGGCAAAUUACAUUCACUACUCCUCCCUCAUACAUCAAGCCAGCUAACUCACAAAAGGCAAUCAGGCCAAUUCAGACACAAUUUGCCCUUGGUAAAUCCAAAACAGCUGCUCCCAGCCACACUCUUGUCUUUCACACACCUGGAAAUGGCCAGAGGAGGCCAAAAUGGAGCACGUGCUCCAUAGUAGUCCUGGGAACUGAGGUUAGGUUGACCAGCCUGUAGCUCCCUGGAUCCUUCUUCCUGCCAAAAGACAGGGAAUGACAUUUGUCUUUUUCCAGUCAUUGGGAAAUGACCUCUGCUAACCACAACCCUCCAAAGAUGAUAAAUGUCAGUGGUCUUGCAAUAACGUCAACCAGCUCCUUCUGCAGGCUCAGAUUCAUCCCAUCUGGUCCAGCGGGAGCAGUCUUUGUCCAGUCCUUCAGCAGUCCUAAUUCUUUCCCUACCACAGACAGUAUUUCACUCUCUCCAACUGUGCCCCUAGGCUCAUAGAACCUGAGGGGCCUGUGAGCAAACCUUGCUUGUAAAAAGAGACAAAAGAAGGCAAUGACCAUGUCGGCUUUUCCCUUGCCCUUCUUAACCAGGUCUCCUACCACGUGAAGGAGAUGUGAGCAGUGUACUCACAUUUUCCUUCAUCCUUCUCUUCUUGCAAAAGUGAUUAAUGGAAGCUUUUUUUUCUCCUUCACAUCCUUCACCAAUUUCAACUAAGAAAUUGAAACAGAGUAGUAAGAAUUUCUUAUUAACAGACAAAUAAACAUUUUUCAUCGAUUCAUUAUGUAAUGCCAUACACUAAUCCUGUGCUAUGCAGCACCGUGACACUUGUUUUUUCCCUAAGUGGCUACUUAGGUGACCAACUAACACACACACAGCAAUACAAUUACACAGACACGACAGGGGAAGGAGAGUAGGUCUUUGCCUAACUGAUUGCUUGCAAUACAAAGCAAAAUUUUGAAAGCUGCAACGCUGACUAAAUGUAAACAUUGCAUGUCUUUGUUAAAAUAUGAAAACAGUUGAAUAAAAGUAUGCUUGUGGAGCUGCUUAAUAGUUUGAGCUCAGUUCAGCUCCUUGAUUAUUUCUAGCAAGAUAGAAGGCAGUGCAUAUUAUCAGUAUUUUUGGAGUACUUUGUUGAAUCCACACCCACACAGCAAUGCAGAUAUACAAAUUCUACCUUAACUAUUUCUCUAUUAUUCCCAGAUUAUCUGAAAUGCCAAACACAUCUAUAUCACAGGCCUAAUUUUAAAUGAGCAUGAGAUAACUUCUUGUGAUGGGUUACUCAACUCUUUUCCAAGUACAUAAUACUCCCACAAGGCUGAAAACUCAGUUUAUCAUGAAAAUCUUGGAACAGUAAUUAUUUUAAGCUAAUUUCAAGUUUUGCUUUCUUCUUUUAGAGCCUGUCUUUUAAAAGGUUGAUUCCUUUGAAUUAUAUUGACAGAUCAUAGUUUUUAAAUUAGAAUCCUGCAUUUUGGGAGUCCAUUUUUUCAGAUUUUACGUACGCCUGCAUACAUCUAUUUUUAUGACUGAUUUACACAGAGGCUGACAUGAUUUACAAAUUAGGCAUUAGUAAUAUUAUUGUUUUGAAGUGCCACUAAAUGUAUGUGGAAUGAAUGCAAUAAACCUGUUUGUCAAAGCAUAUUAUCAAAACAAUGGGAAAAAAAAAUCAAUAGAAUUGCAGAAGAGCAGAAACUAGGCUGUAUAAGGACCAUCAGUCUAAUAUAAAUACAACUUUCAUAAGAAUGCUAAAAGUUUUAUUCCUGCAAAUAACUCUGAAUGUUAUUGCAAUUAUGCUGUAGGUAAAAACCUGAAUUAAUGGUAUGGAUUUGACACUUCGAGUAAUCCCAGCCAAAUGCAGGCAUGAAAGAGCCAAGAUUCUGUAUCCGUGUGAUCAGUACAAACACACAUUCCUCAGAGAAUCGCUUUUACUUAGUUCUGACAAUCUGGUAGGUACAAAAGCUUUAAAAACAGCACUUUCCUAUUUUUGUGCGCAACUGUGUAUGGUAGGUAGGUCUAUGUUCCAGGAAAGCGACUCCAGCUCUCAUUAUUUGACAAGUACAAUGUUCAGAAACUUUU
This is a messenger RNA of Cygnus olor (mute swan), 9638 nucleotides long. It is a transcript of the gene CIMIP5, whose product is annotated as chromosome 3 C2orf50 homolog. The transcript has 3 exons. Lineage: Eukaryota; Metazoa; Chordata; Aves; Anseriformes; Anatidae. Bases 640 to 1131 code for a protein of 163 amino acids. The record is from RefSeq and is a predicted model, not a curated record.